AUGGCCCAGGAGCAGAAGGACUUUCUGAUCACCAUCAUUGGUGGCGGUAUUGCAGGAAUUGUCCUUGCAAUCUCACUUCUCAGAAGAAACAUUCCCUGCAUAAUCUACGAGAAAGCGCAUGCCUUCAGCGACAUCGGUGCCGGCCUGGGAAUAAGCCCCAAUGCACAAGACGCCAUGGCUGCUUGUGAUCCAAGCGUACAUGAAGCGUUUAAAAAUGUCGCCAAUGGUAACACCUGGGAGUCCAAGAAAAGCUUCUUGUUUGAGUUUCUUGACGGCAUGGACGGGGCGACUACCGACUCCCCUCUGUUCCAUAUCGAGAAUCGUACCGGGCUACAGGGUUGUCACCGGGGCGCCUUCGUAAAUGAACUCAUAAAGCUCUUACCCAGCGACUUGGUGCAGUUUAACAAACAACUUCAGACAGUGGAGGAAAAUAGGAGUGGUGGAAUCCGACUUACCUUUCAGGAUGGCACAAUUGAGGAAGCUGAUGCUGUUGUUGGCUGCGAUGGCAUCAAGUCCAAAGUUCGCGAAAUUCUCGUUGGAGCAGAUCAUCCGUCGUCAAAGUGUUCAUACACGCACAAAUAUGCUUACAGAGGAAUGAUCCCCAUGCAACAAGCAGCUGAGGUAUUGGGGGAGGAGAGAGCUCUUAAUGCCACGAUGUGGUUGGGGAAGGACAAGCAUCUGUUGAGCUAUCCUGUUGCGCACGGGACCAUCUUGAAUGUGGUGGCAUAUUGUUCAAGCUCCGACGACUGGCCAAGUGAAUCUCAGCUGGUUCUUCCGGCCACCAAAGAGGAUCUUCUCCGGGAUUUCGAAGGCUUCCGAUCAUCGGUGCUAAGGAUUCUCGAUAAUACUGAUAAGCUUGACCGCUGGGCCAUCUUCGAUCUAGGCGAGAAUCCAGUUCCGACCUUUGCAACAGGUCGAGUAUGUAUCAUCGGAGACGCAGCACAUGCUUCAUCUCCACAUCAUGGAGCGGGAGCAGGCUUAUGUAUUGAAGACGCUGCUGCGUUAGCGUCCAUAUUGGCGCAUGACACGAUCCAAGUUGGUGUCGAUAUCGAGGCUGCGUUCUCUGCAUUUGAUAGAAGUCGACGAGACAGAGCCCAAUGGGUCGUUCAAAAGUCUAGACGAGCGGGUCAACUAUUUGAACGCCAAACUGAGAUUGAUAGUGAUUUUGAUAAGAUAUACAAGGAGCUGGAGGAGACGCUACCUACGAUCUGGGAUUACGAUAUCGAAGAAGCGAUAAAGAUUGCCUCGAUCGAGUUGGAUAAAGCUUGA
This is a messenger RNA of Fusarium fujikuroi IMI 58289, 1269 nucleotides long. Its product is annotated as related to salicylate 1-monooxygenase. Lineage: Eukaryota; Fungi; Ascomycota; Sordariomycetes; Hypocreales; Nectriaceae. The record is from RefSeq and is a predicted model, not a curated record. The transcript is spliced from 3 exons. Bases 1 to 1269 code for a protein of 422 amino acids. Gene Ontology annotation, biological process: secondary metabolite biosynthetic process. Gene Ontology annotation, molecular function: FAD binding.